This is a messenger RNA of Saccharomycodes ludwigii, 1887 nucleotides long. RefSeq lists its product as uncharacterized. NCBI's taxonomy places the organism in Eukaryota, Fungi, Ascomycota, Saccharomycetes, Saccharomycodales, Saccharomycodaceae. The coding region runs from base 1 to 1887 and encodes 628 amino acids. Gene Ontology annotation, molecular function: transmembrane transporter activity. The record is from RefSeq and is a predicted model, not a curated record. Gene Ontology annotation, biological process: transmembrane transport. The transcript has a single exon.
AUGGUGCAAAGUAAUAAAGUUCGUUUAACAUUUAAGGAACAAAUGGAUGGGUUCCCAUGGACUCAGUUAAUGAUAAUUUCUUUAGUAAGGUUUAGCGAACCAAUUGCAUUUACCUCUCUAUUUCCAUAUGUAUAUUUCAUGGUUAAUGAUUUCCAUAUUGCACCAAAUGAAGCGCAAGUUUCUAAAUAUUCAGGGUACUUAUCUUCAUCGUUUGCACUUUGUCAAGUUUUAUCAUCCUUUCAAUGGGGGAAAUUUGCUGACAAAAAUGGUAGGAAACCCGCACUAUGCUUUGGGUUAAUUGGUACCUCUGUUUCCCUUUUGGUGUUAGGCUUUUCAACGAAUUUUUACCAGGCCUUACUUGCAAGAUCAAUGAUGGGAUUAUUAAAUGGGAAUGUGGGUGUUUUGCGUACGGUUAUUGGAGAAAUUGCCACCCAAAGGAAGCACCAAGCAUUGGCAUUUAGUACAAUGCCCCUAUUGUGGCAAUUUGGCUGUGUGAUUGGUCCAAUGAUUGGGGGUUAUUUGGCUUAUCCAUUAGCUGACCCUUCUAGAAAUCCACCAACUUGGUUUCCAGUUUUUAUUUUAAAGUUGGUUAAGAAAUAUCCAUACUGUCUACCCAAUAUUGUGGUUUGUUGUUUGUUACUUCUCGGAUUGGUUAAUGCCAUAUUGUUUUUAGAAGAAACACAUCCUAUUCAUAAAUAUAGGAAAGAUUACGGAGUGGAAUUUGGGGAUAUGCUCAAAAGAAAAUUAUUGUGCAUUAAACCAAAAGAAAGACCAUGGAAUAUCCAAACGGCUACAGUUACAUCCGAUGAACAUACACAUUUGUUGGAACCAGAAACCGCAACCCAAGCUGUAAAUGAUGAUGAAGAUACAGAUACCUAUUAUAGUGAUAGUGAUAGUGUCCCAUCUUUAGAACACGUUUUAACUAGAAGAGAGUCGGUAGCCUUGAUCAGAACGUACUCUUUGCGUGAGAACACAGAUAUAACUGAACAGGAAGAGCAAGAUGCGCCAAUUGCCUCUGAUGGUUGUAAAGAUUCGGGCAUCUGGCACCAAAUAUUUCAUACCAAAGUCUUUUAUCCCAUAUCGGUCAAUUUUAUCAUGUCAUUACAUUUGAUUGUUUAUGAUGAAUUUUUGCCGGUUUUUUUGGCAUACGAUUUGGCAGUUAAACAUCUACCUGAUGGUUCUACUAAGUUGCUAAGCAAGUUUCCAUGGAAAAUUAGUGGUGGAAUCGGAUUCAAACCGGAACAGACGGGUACAUUGUUAUCGACGACUGGUAUGUUUGGAUGUUUUGUGGUAAUUUUCAUUUUCCCGAUCAUUGAUCGUGCAUUUGAUUGUCUAACUAUAUUUCGGAAAUUUGUUCAAUUAUAUCCAAUAAUGUAUAUAUUGGUUCCCUAUGUGAUUUUCCUACAAAAAGAUAGUGUGCCAAAAUGGAUAACCCCAAUUUAUUUGUACUUUAUCACUGGCUUGAAAACUCUAGUUGGAGCUGUUUCUUUCCCACAAAUCAUGUUGUUGAUUCAUAAUACCAGUCCGUUAAAGUAUAGAGCUGUUAUUAAUGGGGCUACGAUAAGUUGUAGUGCUGCUGCUAGAUUUAUUGGCCCUUUAAUUUGGGGUUGGUUAAUGUCUUGGUCUCAGCAAAAUGAUGUGGCGUGGUUAAGUUGGUGGUCUUUGGGUGGAAUUAGUUUAAUUGCUUUGUACCAAAGUUAUAAAAUCGAUCCAAUAGAUGAGGAUUCUUUUGGUAACACUGAUUCUACUGCUAGUACUAAUGAUAACCAUGAUAAUUUCAGUCAAUUAGAGGCUGGCACAUCAAAAAAUAAGAAGCGUUCAUUAAUGUAUAUGGGAAAUAGAUCACGUAGAGUGUCUUUACCAACAUCAAGAUUAUCAACUAAUUAA